AUGAACCUAUGGAGGAGGUUGAGCCACAAGAGGCGCCACAAGAGGAGAGAAGAACUCCCUAUAUGUGGAGCUAGUUCUCAAGAACAUGCACUUGGCCAAGCUCUUCUCUUAUGCUCGGCCGGAUUAACUCUAUCGCGCGACAAGAACCGUCCGCGCGACACGCACGGGCAGAGAAGGAACAGGCCGCGAUUGGCCGGAUUUAUGUAUCGGAACGGACCGACCGUGCUGGAAUCAGGGUCUGAAAACAUGAACUAG
Molecule: messenger RNA, 255 nt
Organism: Microthlaspi erraticum
Lineage: Eukaryota; Viridiplantae; Streptophyta; Magnoliopsida; Brassicales; Brassicaceae
Source: the annotation of a GenBank genome assembly